UGAAGCUUUCUUUGCAAGAUCCGCUUCUUUUUCUUUCUCUCUCUUUCUUUCUUUUUUUUUUUCUUGCAUUUUGGUUUGGAACAGAAUAAGGAGAGUGAGAGAAAAAGAGAAAGAGAAAGUUCCAAUCUUUUGACAGAGAUCUGGGAAUUUUUCUAUGUACAGAAGAAUUAUUGACAGAUGGGGAAAAAAGAAGGGUGGUUUUCUGUUGUGAAGAGAGUUUUGAGCCCUGAGUCCAAGAAAGAUCAGAAAACUCCAAAAUCAAAGAAAAAAUGGUUUGGAAAAAGCAAGGACUUGGGGCCAGUUUCUUUGCCAGAAGAAACUGAAGUGACUGCACUUCCUCCUCCCACCGAAGAUGUCAAAUUAACAGAUGCUGAAAAUGAACAAAGCAAACAUGCCUACUCCGUGGCUCUUGCCACGGCUAUGGCUGCUGAGGCCGCGGUUGCAGCUGCUCAGGCUGCUGUUGAAGUUGUUCGUCUCACUUCUGUACCACGCUAUCCGGGAAAGUCCAAGGAGGAAAUAGCUGCUAUCAAGAUUCAAACUGCAUUUCGAGGAUACUUGGCUCGGAGGGCAUUGCGAGCUUUGAGAGGGUUGGUGAGGUUGAAAUCAUUGAUCCAAGGGCAAUCUGUCAAACGGCAAGCAACUACUACAUUAAGAUGCAUGCAGACUCUUGCUCAUGUGCAGGCCCAGAUUCGUGCAAGGAGGAUUAGAAUGUCAGAAGAAAACCAGGCUCUCCAGUGGCAGCUUCAACAGAAACGUGAGAAAGAGCUUGAGAAGUUGAGAGCUUCUAUGGGAGAAGACUGGAAUGAUAGUACACAGUCUAAGGAACAAAUUGAAGCAAGACAACAAAAUAAGCAAGAAGCAGCUAUGAGAAGGGAAAGAGCAUUGGCUUAUGCAUUCUCUCGCCAGCAAUCAUGGAAGAACUGUUCUAGAUCAGUGAAUCAAACAUUUAUGGAUCCAAGUAAUCCCCAUUGGGGUUGGAGUUGGUUAGAACGAUGGAUGGCAGCUCGGCCAUGGGAGAUCCGAAGCACAACAGAUAACAAUGACCGUGGCUCAGUCAAGAGUAUGGGUGCCUGUUCCAUGUCUAUUGGUGAAAUCAGCAGAGCUUAUUCUCGAAGAGAUCUUAACAAUGAUAAUAACCCAUCUCCAAAACCCCCAAAAUCAAGUCAACCUCGCAGCCAUCAAUCCCCUUCAACUCCACCUUCAAAGGCACCUUCUAUUUCAUCAGUUUCCAGUAAAAGAAGAAUGCCGAGUCCAAGGGGGAGUCAAUGGGGAGGUGAUGAAGACUCAAGGAGCAUACUCAGUGUCCAGUCUGAUCGUUACAGGAGACAUAGCAUUGCAGGCUCAUCAGUGAGAGACAACGAGAGCCUUGCAAGUUCACCUGCUAUUCCAAGUUACAUGACACCAACACAGUCAGCAAAGGCCAGGUCCCGAUUACCAAGUCCUUUGGGAUUAGAGAAAAAUAGGAUGCCAGAGAGGGGAUUGGCCGGCUCUGCAAAGAAGCGGCUUUCAUUCCCUGCAUCCCCAGCUAAUAAUAGGAGAUAUUCUGGUCCUCCUGAGGUGGAUAUUACACUGAUUAAGGAUAUUAAAAUGCAGAAAGGACUGAAAUGGAGCAAUGUAGGAGGGAGAUAGUCCGGCUGGGAACGAAAGAACUUUGAGUUUAGAAACAAAACGGAAACCAAAUCAGAAUGAAUCAAAGAUGUCAUCAUGAUCAUCUUUAACAACUGCUCUCUGGUAAACAGCUGCAACAAAAAGAAGUGUGAAUAAAAUGGGGGGUUACCACUUAAUCUAUUGUAUUGUCUUUGUGAUCAUCUUUUUUCUUAUUCUCAACUAUCUCUCUUCUUAGGGUUGUUACUUAGGAUUGGUUUUGUGGUGAGAUUACUUUAUGUUUUGUUUGUUUGUUAGUGGUCUUGCUGCCAAAAACUCAAUAAUUUUCUAAAUUGAGUUUAGUUUAUGAUUUGCUUGUUGUCUUGCCAA
Messenger RNA from Durio zibethinus, 1974 nucleotides. Its product is annotated as protein IQ-DOMAIN 3-like. The record is from RefSeq and is a predicted model, not a curated record. Lineage: Eukaryota; Viridiplantae; Streptophyta; Magnoliopsida; Malvales; Malvaceae. Gene Ontology annotation, molecular function: protein binding.